Sesamum indicum (sesame) is the source of this 9118-nucleotide messenger RNA. RefSeq names its product Histidine kinase-, DNA gyrase B-, and HSP90-like ATPase family protein (gene NOV). Gene Ontology annotation, biological process: root development; leaf vascular tissue pattern formation; embryo development ending in seed dormancy. Lineage: Eukaryota; Viridiplantae; Streptophyta; Magnoliopsida; Lamiales; Pedaliaceae. The record is from RefSeq and is a predicted model, not a curated record. Gene Ontology annotation, cellular component: nucleus.
AUACCAAAUCAAACUCUUUUCUUCUUUCUUUCUAAUGUACGGACAGCCACCGCCCUUCCGCUCUGGCGGCGGCGGCCGCGGGGCUGCGCAACCGCCACAACAGCAACAAAUUCAUCUGAACCCGAAUCUCUUCCCAAACCCCAAUCUUUUCCUUCUGCAACAAAAUCCCAAUUUCUUGUCUCACCUUAACCCCUUUGUCCAAAACCUUAACAGCUUCGCCCAACUUCAACAACAGUUCCCUACCAGUAGUUUCCCUGUUCAACUGAACUCCGACAAUAAUAACUUUCAAACUCCUAGGCCUAAUGGUAAUAUCAACAGCAAAUAUCCGCAGCAAAUUAAGGUGCAAAAUGAGAUGGUUGAAAAACUCGAUAAGGCGGUGAUGAGAGCUCGGGCCGACCUUUUGGCGUCUAAUGAGAAUGUCUCUGCGUGGAAAGUUUCGCAGGCAGCUUUGUUGAUGGUGAAAGCGGAGUCUUGGGAGAGUUUGGGGAUCCAAAUACAGCAAGUGCCUUCGCUGAAUCGUCUCUUGGCUACCGAAGGAAAGAUCAAUGCCUUCAUCCACUGCUUUGUUGCGGUUAGAAGAAUUACUUCAUUAUAUGACUUGGAAGGGGCAAUAUGUGAGAACGAGGGCGUUGAACGAUUUGAAGAGCUUGAAUUGGGUCCCUUGGUACGGCACCCACUUGCUAUUCAUUAUUUUUCUGUGACUUCUGAUAUGACAGAAGUGUGCAGAAUAAGAACUGAAGAUAUAAUUUCUUACCUGUGCGAGUUCAUUGAUAGUCACAAAAAGAAAGAGGUUAAGGUUGAUACCUUUCUGGAUUUUAUUUCCAAGAAGCAAUCUAUCAGUGGCUGGGAAAAGCUUUGUGUACGUGUCCAGAACUUUGGAUUAUAUGUUAAUCAUAUAAAAGAGGCGAGGCAAUUGGAAGAUAGAGUACUUGAAAAAUGUUACCAGAAAAUGAGAGUGAAAUCUAGUAAAAGGAAAAAGAAUCCUCCUCCCUUUUCUGCACAAAAAAAGGAGAUGGAUGACCAUUUUACUGCAAUAUCUCAGCGCAUGAAGUCUUUCUCGUCGGAAAAUACCCAAUUUUGUGGCAAACACAUAAGAUUCAUAUCAUCAAGUUCAGAGGAUGAUGACAGUGAAGCUCAUGACUAUGAAGAUAAUCAGGACGAGAAGAAUACAGAGAGCAACAGCAACUGCAGUUUGUCACAGCUAAAUGUUAAAGACCGUGUCAGUAGCUGCCCUUACCCGUCAGCAACUGAAGAAAUGACAAGGUUGGGAUUGAAAAGUGAUGUAGCGUCCAGCCCUUGCGUGCCUGGUGGUGGUGUAAGGUGCAAUGGAGAUAAUGAGCUUUCUCGAGGAAAGAGGAGAUAUGAGAGUGUGAGCUCUGGCAAUUCUGUGCCUCGCAAGCUGCCUAAAAGGGACAAGUUUGAUGUAGAUCUCAAGCAUAAGCGCCAUAACAAUCAGGGUAUAACUGGUGAUCCACUUUCCACUGAAUCAUUAAAGGUGUUUUUUACAAAUUGGAAGGAGGCAUGCCAAGGGAAUAAUGCAGAUGAGGUUCUUGAAAGGAUGCUUCAGUUUUACAAUACAAGAAAAAAGAGGAAAGUGAAAGAAAUGUUCACCUCAUACCCGUUCGUUGGAUUGCUCUAUGCUGCUGUGACAUAUAUGAAAUUUGGAGUGUGGGAUAAUUUGUAUGACACAUUCCAAGCUUGCAGCCAACAAGGGAUGGACGGCAAACCAUUUGAGGGUUCAGCUGAUUACAUAAGCAUUGAUGUUGAACUAGCUAAGGAGGAUGUUGUUUCACCGCCAAAUUUUGUCACAAAUAAACAUGAUGUCACAGCUGAAGAUAUUGCAAAGAAAAUCUCUGAAUAUUUUGAGGAUUACAUCUUGAGCAGUAAAAGUCCGUCCCGGGGAAACAGAUUUUGUUUCUUGAGGAAGCUUUGUAAAUGCGAGUAUUGGCUAAUUGAACAAUAUUCCACUAACAAGUUUGAAUUGCUCGGUUAUGGAGAUUAUGUUAUGUUCCUAGAGAAAUAUAUGCACCUUCUGCCUCAUGCAUUGCAAUGCUGCAUAAUCGGAGACAUAUCUGAAAAUGUUUCUUUGGAGGCACAUUUGCUGCCGAUUGAGUUGGAUGUGUUACUAUCACAAGCUUUAAAUAGUUUGGGGGGAAAUGAAACUAUGAACAUGCGAAAUAUUUCUCAGUUGCUGGCAAGACAGUUUCCUUUAGUUUGCUUUAAAGUAGUGAACAGUGAACAUAUGCCUAAUUUUCCAGAUCUUUUACAAGAAAAAAGAUGCAGUUUAACAUCAAACUCUGUUUUGUUUUCUGCACCAUUGUUAAAAUUGAACUAUGUGGGUGAUAUGUUGGCUCAAGAUGAGAAAAAAGUAGAAACUAGUGGGUUUGGUAGUAACAUGAUAACUAGAGAAGGAAUAAUUGCUCCAGUUACGACCAAGGAUGCCAUUGAGGUCUUACUUAAAGCUCCUAUGUUAACUGACUUGAACUUUUGGUCGCACUGGGAUAUCUUGUUUGCUCCUUCUCUUGGUUCAAUGGUGGAGUGGUUGUUGAAGGAAGUCAAUACAAAGGAGUUGCUGUGUUUGGUGACCAAGGGUGGGAAAGUAAUCCGUUUGGACCAUUCUGCUACCCUAGAUUCAUUUUUGAAAGUUUUCAUUGAAGGAUCUUCUUUUGAAACAGCAGUGGCACUACUAUCUUUGUAUGCAUUAUAUGGUGGUGAGCAGAAUGUUCCUCUAUCACUUCUAAAGUGUCAUGCACGACAAGCCUUCGAAGUGAUUAUUAAUAAUUAUUUGGAGAUGGAAUUAGAUUACGAUAAGAAUCUGUACAAGCAUGGGAAGCCAUCCUAUGAUCAGAACAUAGUUGGCAAAAGCGCAUCUAGCAAUUUAAGGUGCAAGUUACGCAACAACUUGAGUAUACUCAAUAAAGCCGCUACAGUUAUGUCGAGGUUUACACUUGAUUGUUUGAGUUAUCUGCCAAUUGAAUUUUGCAGUUUCGCUGCAGAUGUAUUGAUUGCUGGGUUGCAAUCUCAUGUAAAUGAUGUUCCUUCAGUUAUAUUGGCCGAAUGUACGCAAAUAGAACGUGUCAUGCUUCAUGAAGUGGGGAUGUCUCUUGGAAUAAUGGAUUGGGUUCAUGAUUACUAUUCCUUUUGUUCCUCUCCGAUGACUGAAUUUUCUCCUGGAUCUUCAUGCUUAGAUGUGGUUAAUUGUCGGUCCAAUAAGGGAUCAGUGAUUGGGCAAGGUGAACCAUACAAGGAUCCUUCUUCUUCAGGUGAAAUGUUGGUCUCUUGUGGUGUAGAUCGUCAUGAUCUCAAAGUUAAGCUGGUCAGUGGUGGAGCUGAUUCAGCUGAUGGUCGGGUUGCCAAUUCAGAACGAUUGUCAGUUGUUGAUAAUCAUAUUGAUAAUGAUCCAGCCAAAGUUAUUGAAUCUAUUCGGCAACAAGAAUUUGGUCUAGAUCAAAGUCUUUCAGCUACUGAAAUUAGAAUGUUGGAGAAGCAGCAUGCUCGAUUGGGUAGGGCACUCCAUUGUCUUUCACAGGAGUUGUAUUCUCAGGAUUCACAUUUUCUUCUAGAGCUGGUUCAAAAUGCUGAUGAUAAUAUCUACCCUGGAGAUGUGGAACCCACUCUAAUAUUCAUUCUUCAUGAGAAAGGCAUUAUUGUGCUAAACAACGAGCAAGGUUUUUCAGCGAGUAACAUCAGAGCACUUUGUGAUGUUGGAAAUUCAACAAAAAAGGGUCAUAAAGCUGGAUACAUUGGGAAGAAAGGCAUUGGCUUCAAAUCAGUAUUCCGGGUUACUGAUGCUCCAGAAAUACACUCCAAUGGCUUUCAUAUUAAAUUUGAUAUAACCGAAGGCCAGAUUGGUUUUGUUCUGCCGACAGUGGUUCCCCCCUGUGAUAUUGACUUGUAUACCAGGUUGGCAUCUGCAGAUGCUGGAAGCAUGGAUCAGAACUAUUGGAAGACAUGUAUCAUGCUCCCUUUUAGAUCGAACUUGUCAGAAGGGCUUGCGAUGAACAACAUUUUAUCCAUGUUCAUGGAUCUUCAUCCAUCUCUCCUUCUGUUUCUGCAUCGUCUUCGUUGUAUUGAGUUUAGAAACAUACUUGAUGAUUCACUGAUUGUUAUGAGGAAAGAAGUUCUAGGUGAUGGAUUAGUAGAGGUUGCCCUUGGUAAUGAGAAAAUGACUUGGUUUGUGGUAUCCCAGAAAUUAAAGGCAGACAUAAUUCGUUCUGAUGUGCAAACAACAGAAAUUUCUAUAGCAUUUACGUUACAGGAGACAAGUGAAGGAGGAUAUGUCCCAAUACUGGACCAACAGCCUGUUUUUGCAUUUCUUCCUCUGCGGAAGUAUGGCCUUAAAUUUAUUCUCCAAGGUGAUUUUGUUUUGCCUUCAUCAAGGGAAGAAGUUGAUGGCAAUAGUCCAUGGAACCAGUGGUUACUGUCAGAAUAUCCUAAUUUGUUCGUUAGUGCUGAGAGGUCGUUUUGUGAUCUUCCUUGUUAUAGGGGAAGUCAGGGAAAAGCUAUUACAGCAUUUAUGAGUUUUGUUCCUCUUGUUGGUGAAGUGCAUGGAUUUUUCUCUAGCCUACCACGAAUGGUAAUUUCUAAAUUACGCAUGUCAAACUGUUUAAUUCUUGAAGGUGAUGAAAAAGAAUGGGUUCCUCCUUGCAGAGUACUGAGAAAUUGGACUGAGCAAACUCGUUCCCUAUUACCUGAUAGUUUGCUUCACGAGCAUCUUGGCCUUGGGUUCCUGAAUAAAGACAUACUUCUCUCAGAUUCAUUAGCAAAGUCUCUGGGUGUGGAGGAUUAUGGACCAAAAAUUUUACUUAGGGUUAUGUCUUCACUGUGCCGUACAGAUAAUGGUUUAAAGUCAAUGGGCUUGAGUUGGUUAUCUUCUUGGCUUAGCACUUUUUAUGUUAUGUCAUCCCAAUCUUUUAUUCAAAUGUCCCUAAGUUUCGGGACUGAAUCUGAUUUGAUAUUUGACCUUCAGAAAACUCCAUUUAUCCCUCUUUCAGAUGGUACAUAUGGCUCACUGGAUCAGGGCACAGUUUGGUUGCAUACUGAGGUGGUAGGCCAGGGUAUCAAUGAGGAAUAUCUUCUCAAAGCUUUCCCAAAGUUGUAUAGUAAACUGCGAAUUGUGAGUCCCAACCUUUUGGCUGCAGCUGCCUCCAUCGAGAGCUCAUGCUCUGACACAACUAUUGUAGAGAAUGUUAUAAAGAUGCUUUAUAAAGUUGGUGUCCAGCGCUUAGCAGUUCACGACAUUGUAAAGGUGCACAUCUUACCAGCCAUAUCUGAUGAUAAAAAUACAGUGGGGAAGGAAGAACUAAUGACAGAGUACCUUGCCUUUGCAAUGUUCCACUUACAAUCAAGUUGUGCUACCUGUAGCAUAGAAAGGGGUGGUCUUAUUGUAGAGUUGCAUGAGAAGGCUCUAAUUCUAACAAAUUAUGGCUACAAACGAUCUAAUGAGGUGCCUAUCCAUUUUAGCCGGGAGUAUGGAAAUCCUGUUGAUGUAAAUAAGCUAAUCAGUGGCCUUGAUAUGAAAUGGCAUGAAAUAGACAGUGCCUAUGUGAAGCAUCCAAUCACCAAAUCUGUGUCUGGUGGAGUGUUGAAGUGGAGGAAUUUUUUCCAGGAAAUAGGAGUAACUGACUUUGUUCAAGUAGUUCAAGUUGACAUAAGUGUUCCUGAUAUUCCACUUGUUAAUUCCAAGGAUAUAGUGUGUAACAAAGACAUCAUGUCCAGUGAUUCAGUUGUUAAAAAUUGGAAAUCUGAAGAGCUGUUUCACUUCUUGUCUUGGAUAUCUUCAAGAGGUGAUGUUGAAAAGUCCAAAAUCCUCUGUGACAUUCUUGAUAGAUUGUGGGAUGACCAUUUCAGCGAUAAGGUUACUGGUGAUUGCGUUGAUUCCUCUGGGGAAUCCAAACCAUUCAAAUCAUCAUUUAUAAGCAACCUUCAAGAUUUCCCAUGGAUGGUUUCAAAUAUCAACAACAAACUUCAUUAUCCUAAAGAUUUGUUCCAUGAUUGUGUGACAGUAAACUCAGUUCUCGGCGUUAGUGCCCCUUAUACUGUUCCGAAGGUGAAAAGUGAAAAGUUGCUAGCCAAUCUUAGUUUAAAAACUCAAGUUACACUUGACGAUGCUCUAUCCGUUCUUAGACUUUGGAGAAGAUGUGAAGCUCCUCUCAGGGCUAGUGUAUCACAAAUGUCCAACUUCUACGCAUUCCUGUGGAAGGGAAUGACUCUUUCAAAGAAGACAAUCAUAGAGGAAUUACGUGCAGGACCUUUCAUAUUUGUUCCAAAUACAUCUGGCUAUUCAGAUGGUGAUAUUGUACCUGGUGCACUUUUAUCGCCUCAGGAAGUUUAUUGGCAUGACAAUAUUGGAUCAGUUGAUCGGGUAAAGCCAAUUAAUCCUGCAAGCAUGGCAAGUAGUCGCAACAGAAAAAUAAUGUUGUAUAACUUGUACCCAAACCUUCAUGAAUUUUUUGUGGACGAGUGUGGAGUCAACAAAGGUCCUCCUUUAUGCAGCUACCUGGAGAUUUUGCUGCAGUUAUCCACUAUCACAUUACCUCAUCAGGCAGCAAAGAGGGUGUUUGAUGUGUUCUUGAUGUGGGAUGACGCACUGAAAUCUGGGUUAAUGAGUUGUGAAGAUGUUGCGUACCUGAAAGAAAGUCUCCUGAAAAAGGACUACACUGUGCUUCCUACUAGACAAGAUAAAUGGGUUUCUUUACACGCAUCAUUUGGUCUAAUCUGUUGGUGUGAUGAUGAUAAUUUAGGAAGGGAAUUCAGACACCUUGAUGGUGUUGACUUCCUGUGUUUUGGGGAAUCCGCUGAUGCAGAAAAUCAGAUGCUCCCGGCAAAGGUCUCGAUGAUAAUGCAAAGACUAGGAAUUCCUGCCCUCUCUGAGAUUGUAACUCGUGAGGCAAUUUAUUAUGGACCAGCAGACUGUAGCUUCAUAUUUUCCCUAGUGAGUUGGGUUCUUCCUUAUGCUCAGCGCUACAUCCAUAAUGCAUGUCCCGAUAAAUAUUUUCAGCUCAAGCAGUCUGGUUUUGAGAAUCUUACACGUCUGAAGAUUGUUGUUGUUGAAAAGUUGUUCUAUCGGAAUGUUAUAAAGAAAUGUGAGAUUACAUCGAAGAAAAGACACGAGUGUAAUUGCCUUCUCCAGGACAACAUCUUAUAUUGCAGUCGAGAUUCUGAUCCACACUCAAUAUUCUUAGAGUUCUCCAGUUUACUAUAUAAUGGGACUCCUGAAUUGCACUUCGCGAAUUUUCUUCACAUGAUUACAACCAUGGCCGAGUCAGGUGCAACUGAGGAGCAAAUAGAGUUUUUCAUUUUGAACAGCCAGAAGGUGCCACAACUGCCUGCUGAGGAAUCUAACUGGUCUCUUCAAUCUUUCUCUUCAUCAAUGGAGAACGAUGGUACACAGCUAGAAAAUGGUCUUGCUGUAAAAGUUGAGGAACAGAACUCUGCCAUGUUCAAGAAGCGAUCUGGCAUUAACUCAAACUGGCCACCUGUUGAUUGGAAAACUGCACCUGGGUUCAACUCUGUUGGUGCCUUUGGUUCAAGAAAACCUGGAGUCAGCAAUAUUGCAGAACAAAAUCUUGGGCAAACUGAUAUAUCUACAAUUGAAAUCAACAGUGAAUUUAAUAUUGAGGUUGAUCCUUCAGCAAUCACUCAUGGAGUAGUUUCAGUUGAGGAGGAGAUUCCACAAUCCCAGUCUAUUCUAAGAAACUUGGUUGCUUCUAGCACGAAUGUAGUGCUUGAUUCUGUUCAUUUUGUCGCACCAGAUAGCAAGAAUGUUGUUCCAUCAAAUUGUAGUGACAGAGAUGAGGAUUUCGCACAACAGGCAUUGCUUACAGGGAGACUGGGGGAACUUGUAGCCUUCAAAUAUUUCCAGGGUAAAGUAGGUGAGGUGUUUGUUAAAUGGGUCAAUGAAAUUAAUGAGACUGGGUUGCCUUAUGAUAUUACCUUAGGAGGUGAUGAUGAUAGUAGGGAAUAUAUUGAAGUUAAAGCAACCAAAUCUACAAGAAAGAAUUGGUUUCUUAUAUCAAUGAGAGAGUGGCAAUUUGCAGUUGAAAAAGGUGAAUCUUUCAGCAUUGCUCAUGUAGUUUUAGCAGAUAACAAUAUGGCAAGGAUCACAAUAUACAAAAAUCCGGCAAGAUUGUGUCAGCUUGGUAAUCUGAAGUUAGCAGUUGUGGUGCCAAAACAAUAGAAGUGUUUCUGCCUAAGCAUGUUUGCUUUUAGGUAUGAGUUUUUGUGCAUGGGUUUGUGGCUUGUUUACCCUGCUAGUCAUGAAAAGAAGCUCCUUUUUCGGCAUAACCAUUCUGCAUUGAGGUCCUCUGCCUCAGGUCUUCAGAAGACAUGGUAAGGUCCAUAAUUGCAUGUCUCAAUUUACUAAAGAGCCAUGCUUGUACCAGGACUAAGAACUUUGGCUUGACAAAAGGUUGAUUCAAGUUUGCUGCAAGCAAAAUAGUGUUCAUUUGUGUACACACAAGAUCAAGCAACAGUUUCAUGUGCCAGUGGCACUGCCAUUCGUGGUAGUGAAAGAAGUUCAUAUUUUUCUAUAGGCUGGCCAAGAGAAUUAUGGAGCUUAUGGAGCUGGUUUUCAUGCAGGCAUAUGUUCGUCCAAUCCUCUGGGUUCCUGUCAUGGUCACGAAGUGCACUAUUGUACAGAUGUUCGGGGCUUCCUAUGGGAAGAGCUAGUGCAUAUGAGGAUUUUGAUUCAUACUGGGGUUUGGACCUCCUUGCACAUGGGCUGAGGUUUGCUCCAUAUGUCCCAAGGCAGGAGAUAAAAGUAAAGUUUUUCCACCUUCAACUACGCGAUGGUCUUCACAAUGUUUAAAGUCGGAAACUCGCAUCCCUUUUUCAUUUGUUAGGAGUAAAAGACAUUGUGCAUUAUAGUGGGUGUGAUAUGUCAACUUGUUCUAAAGCUCGAGGAUGUGAUGAUAUUUUGGGAUCUAUGAGAUUAUUAAAACAUAAAACUGCUUGGGUUAAGAGGAUUCAAGUAGCCAAAACAUUCUUUAUGAAUAUUAUGGUUGUUACUGAAAAUGGUCUUAUUGUUGCCUCGUGGUGGAACACAGGUUUCAUCAACUUAUGGGAUCAGUUAAUGUUGCUUUGUUUGUAUGUAAUAUAAAGCUUUUUCUUUGAGUUA